GUCUAUUAAACGUCAAUUAAAGAAACUCGAAAAAUAUAAAUAAACUAUACUGAUAAAAAACAUCUAUAAUGAUAAUAUAACUACCAAAUAUUGAAGAGAAACAAUAAAAUUGAGUUGAAAAUAGUGAAAAAAUAGAGCAAUACCCAAGAGAAGAGUGUACUUCUUUACGUGUAUGAAAAUAAUACCAGAACGCGGCUCAAUUACUUAUGUCGAUGACAAGUAUUUUUACAACGCGUCACUCAGUGUCAGACGUAACGGCAAGAGAGGAGAGUACAUUGUAAACGUGGAUCUGUUUGGCAAGCACACAAUUGGGAACAACGUUACGAUAGACAUUAUCUUCUACGAAUACCUGCACAAUGAGUUUCGGCGAUCAUUUGUCGAGAUGCACUUCAAGACCUGCGACAUGAUCCAAAAGGAUCCGUUCGUCGGCUUGAUCAUACGGAAAUCUGGUUUGGUCACAUGUCCCAUACCUGCUGGUAAAAUAUCUCUAAAAAGUAUGAGCUUAGACGUCGAACUCCCUUCAGUCUGGCCUUUCGAGAAAGGUAAAGGGGAAAUGAUUGCGACAGACAAUGCCAAUGGGAAGAUGAUGAUUCGCGGGGAACUUGUAUUGACUUUCAAACAAAAAUAAAAUAAAGAUGUAU
Molecule: messenger RNA, 641 nt
Organism: Spodoptera frugiperda (fall armyworm)
Lineage: Eukaryota; Metazoa; Arthropoda; Insecta; Lepidoptera; Noctuidae
Exons: 4
Coding region: 173-628 (151 amino acids)
Source: RefSeq, a predicted model, not a curated record